Messenger RNA from Saccharomycopsis crataegensis, 3585 nucleotides. It is a transcript of the gene PIM1, whose product is annotated as ATP-dependent Lon protease PIM1. Gene Ontology annotation, molecular function: ATP binding; single-stranded DNA binding; ATP-dependent peptidase activity. Gene Ontology annotation, biological process: mitochondrion organization; chaperone-mediated protein complex assembly; protein catabolic process. Bases 1 to 3585 code for a protein of 1194 amino acids. The record is from RefSeq and is a predicted model, not a curated record. Gene Ontology annotation, cellular component: mitochondrial matrix. NCBI's taxonomy places the organism in Eukaryota, Fungi, Ascomycota, Saccharomycetes, Ascoideales, Saccharomycopsidaceae. The transcript has a single exon.
AUGGCAAUCUUCCUGAGACAUGUUUCUAAACUAGUCACCGCUAAUUUGCAUGCUACUCGUAGCAGAAGCUUAAUAAAUCAUGGAAGGUUUGCAAACUCAAUACGAAAUGCUGCAUCCAUUAGUAUCCGGCCUUCAUCUCAUUCACUAGGUUUUAAUGAGCAACAAAACAUCGAUGAAUAUAUUUCUUCUACAAAGUACCAUCAAGUUACCCCUGAUGCUUCAGGGUUCAUGAAGAAUUAUGCGGGGCUCAAGGAAGGUGUAGCAAAGUAUCAUCUGCUUACAAAUGAAGCUUUGUUAGUAGAAAAAUUGAACUUGAACAAACUGAAAGAAGAUCCAGUGAAACAAGACAAGGAAACUAGUAUUGACAAGCUGAAAGAUGAGAAACCAGCUGAAAAAGAUAACGAAAAAAAGAAAGAGGAUGGGGAGGUGGAAUCUACUAUCAAGAAUGAAGACUCAGUGUCUAGAAAUUCCAGUGAAUCAUCGGCCAAAUCAUCAUCAUCUUCUCCUUCAAGCAAUAAUAACAAUAAUAAUGAUAAUAACGAUGGAAAUGAUAGAAAUAACAAAAAUGGAAAAAAUGAUUCGUCACCAGGGAUUCCAAAGAUCUAUCCUCAAAUAAUGGCUUUACCAAUUUCUCGUAGACCAUUGUUCCCAGGUUUCUACAAGGCAGUGGUGAUUUCCGAUCCACAAGUUAUGAAAGCUGUCAAACAAAUGUUAGAGAAAAGACAGCCUUAUAUUGCUGCCUUCUUAUUCAAGGAUGAAAAUGCUGAGUCCGAUGUCAUCAAUAGUCCGGAUGAAAUUUACCCAGUCGGGGUUUUCGGGCAAAUCACCAGUGUUUUCCCUUCAAAAGAUGAAAAAACUAACGUUGAAACCAUGACUGCCCUCAUUUAUCCUCAUAAAAGAAUUACUUUAGCUGAUGGUAAAUUCACACCACCAAAGUCCGAGGAGGAAAUUGAAGUUUAUAAGACUAAUAGAGCAAAGAUGUUCGAAGAAGAGGUUAUUGCUGAUAUGGCAAAAGAAGGGAAGAAAUUGGUCGAAUCCAAGGACAAGGAUUUGUCAAAGGAUAAUGAAGCUGAGGUCACCAAGUCUGAAGAUCAAAAUUCUCAAUACUUGAAAGAAAAAGAAGUUAGAAUCUUGGAAAAGAUGGAUGACGAAGAGGCUGAGAAUCCUACCGCGUUUUUGAAGAAUUACUGUGUUUCUCUAGUCGACGUUAGUCCAUUGGAAGAUGAUCCAUUCGACAAGAAGUCCCCAGUGAUUACUGCAUUGACUUCAGAGAUUUUGAAAGUAUUCAAGGAGAUUAGUCAAUUAAACACCAUGUUUAGAGAACAAAUUGCCACCUUUAGUGCCUCUAUUCAAUCAGCAACCACUAAUAUUUUUGAAGAGCCAGCUAGAUUGGCAGAUUUUGCCGCAGCAGUCAGCGCUGGUGAAGAGAAAGAAUUACAAGAAAUCUUGGAUUCUCUUGAUAUUGAAACCCGUUUGAAGAAAUCCUUGAUUGUUUUGAAGAAAGAAUUGAUGAAUGCGGAAUUACAGAAUAAGAUUUCCAAGGAUGUUGAGGGAAAGAUCCAAAAAAGACAGCGUGAAUACUACUUGAUGGAACAAUUGAAAGGUAUCAAACGUGAAUUAGGUAUUGAUGAUGGGCGUGAUAAAUUAAUUGAAACAUUCAAGAAGCGUGUGGAGAAAUUGAAGUUACCAGAGCAAGUGGAGAAAAUCUUUAACGAUGAAUUGACAAAGCUUAGCACUUUAGAAACAGCUAUGUCGGAAUUUGGGGUGGUGAGAAAUUAUUUGGAUUGGAUUACACAAUUGCCUUGGGGCUUGAAAUCCAAAGAAAGAUAUAAUAUUCCUAAAGCCCUCAAGAUCCUUGAUGAAGACCAUUAUGGAUUGAAGGAUAUUAAAGAUCGUAUUUUGGAAUUUAUCGCUGUGGGAAAAUUACUUGGUAAAGUUGAUGGAAAGAUCUUAUGUUUUGUUGGCCCACCGGGGGUUGGUAAGACUUCUAUUGCUAAGUCUAUUGCCCGUUCAUUGAAUAGAGAAUACUUUAGAUUCAGUGUUGGUGGGAUGACCGAUGUGGCAGAAAUCAAGGGUCACAGAAGAACUUAUAUCGGUGCUUUACCAGGAAAGGUUGUUCAAGGUUUGAAGAAAACCCAAGCUGAAAACCCAUUGAUCUUGAUUGACGAAAUUGACAAGAUUGGUUUUGCCGGGGUUCAUGGUGAUCCAUCUGCAGCCUUAUUGGAAUUGUUGGACCCUGAACAAAAUAACACUUUCAUGGAUAAUUACUUAGACGUUCCAAUAGACUUAUCUAAGGUUUUGUUUGUUUGUACCGCCAACAGUCUUGAUACCAUUCCUAGACCAUUGUUAGACAGAAUGGAAGUUAUUGAAAUCGCUGGUUAUAUUGCUGAGGAAAAAGUUAAGAUUGCCGAAAACUAUUUGAUCCCACAAGCCAAGGAAACUAGUGGGUUGAAAAACGCUAAGGUGGGUUUGACAGAUGAAGCCAUCGAAGUUUUGAUCAAACAGUAUUGUAGAGAAAGUGGUGUGAGAAACUUGAAGAAACAAAUCGAAAAAGUUUAUAGAAAAGCUGCUCUUAAGGUUGUUAAACAAAUCGAUACUGAACCCCCAGAAGAAGAAAGUUUGGAAGAUUCUAAACAAACUUUAUCUGAAGAAAAGAGUGAAGAUAGUACCAAAUCAGCUAAGCAGUUGGCUGAUGAAAAAGUCAAUGAAGAAGUGGAGGAAAUUGUUAAAGAAGCUGAACCUUCCGACACAGACGUUAAUAAAUCAGCAGAAUCAUUGAAUCAAGAAUCUGAAGAACCAAAAUCUUCUGUGGCAAGUGAGGUGGAGACUGGUGUGUCAAAGGAAGAUCAAAUUACCAUUCCUGAAGAGCUUAACAUAACAAUUGCUCCAGAGAAUCUUAAAGAAUAUAUUGGUCCAGCUAUAUACACCAGUGACAGGUUAUACGAAACCACCAUUCCUGGGGUGGUGAUGGGCUUAGCGUGGACCUCUAUGGGUGGUACUGCGUUAUAUGUUGAAUCUGUGCUCAGCCAUCCGAUCGAUGAAAAUUCUCAUGCCCAUCUUGAAAGAACAGGUCAGUUGGGUGAUGUGAUGAAGGAAUCAUCUACAAUUGCUUAUUCUUUCGCCAAGAUGUUUUUGUCCAAGAAUUAUCCAAAGAAUAGAUUCUUUGAAAAAGCUUCAAUUCACUUACAUUGUCCAGAAGGCGCUGUUCCAAAAGAUGGGCCUAGUGCUGGUGUUACAAUGGCCAGUUCGUUCUUGUCAUUAGCAUUGAAUAAACCAUUAUCCCCAACCGUUGCUAUGACUGGGGAGAUCACUCUUACUGGUAAAGUAUUGAAAAUUGGAGGAUUAAAGGAAAAGACAAUUGCUGCUAAAAGAUCUGGAGCCACGACCGUUAUUUUCCCCAAAGACAACUUGGUUGACUGGGUAGAACUCCCAGAGAAUGUCAAGGAGGGAUUAGACUACCUUGCGGCUGACUGGUACGGUGAGGUCUUCCAUAAAAUUUUCCCAGAUGUUACUGCUGAAGAAGGCAAUACAGUUUGGAAGAAGGAGUUUGAUGCUAUUGAUGAGAAAAAAGAGAAAAAGGAUUAG